Molecule: messenger RNA, 665 nt
Organism: Thermothielavioides terrestris NRRL 8126
Lineage: Eukaryota; Fungi; Ascomycota; Sordariomycetes; Sordariales; Chaetomiaceae
Exons: 2
Coding region: 98-313 (71 amino acids)
Source: RefSeq, a predicted model, not a curated record
UCCUUCCCAUGAUCACACCAGCCAUCUGAACCAAGCCAAGACCUUCAGCACAGCUCUUCACAACUCACUUUCAAGACAACCACCACAACUACCCAUCAUGGACACCAUCAAGAACGCCGGCAACUACGUCUCCGACAAGCUCCAGAGCACCACCCACGGUGCUUCCAAGGAGGCCAACAAGGACGUCGCCAAGGACGAAAACGCUGGCAUCGGCACUCGCCUCCAGGCUGCCGGUGACGCCAUCUCGGACAAGACCAAGGAGAAGAAGCACGACGCUUCGGCCGAGGCCAACAAGCAGGCCACCACCCACUAACCUGGAAGCAAUGGCUCUGACAAUUCUCUUUCCGCUUGCCGCCCGGCGUGACGACGAGAAACCUUCACAUUUCGAGUUGAUCAUGAUGGACUGGCUUUUGGAGAGGCGUCGCUGAGGAGGAUGGGUCUCAGGGGUUUGCCUGGUUAUCUCUCUGGGAUGUUCGGUUUCUGGGAGAGGAUGGAUCGCAUCACAUCACAAUACCCACUGGCUCCGAAGUAGUUAAACAAUACGCAUCCGUUGCCCGAGAGAUUGUUCCCGACUAUUGGUGACGGCGUGUGUGAAUGUAGUCGUCUCGAGGCGUUGGCAUGGAAGUGCGGUCCAGGAAGCUCUCCACAACGCGAAAAUGAACGUG